AAAAAGGGGAAGAGAAGAAGAAGAGCUGUAAUCACAUGGGUUGCUGUUUGGUUGAUGGGACCUGCAAACCCAACACCCUGUUCCUCUUCCUUUCUCUCUCUUCUCUCUCUCUCUCUCUCUCUCUCCUCUCCUGCCGACAAUAACAUUUUCUCAACCAUAAGAAACGUUCACCCGAAUUGCAAAAUUGGAAAUCCUUAAUAUUUCUUCUUAUUUCUUCGCUGUAUUUUUUUUUCUUUUCAAUUUUGAUUCCGCAACGGAAUUUGUAUACCGUGUGUCCUUACAAUGGCCGACGAUAAGGAGAUGUCUGCGGCGCCUAUAAUGGAUGGGAAUGGUGCUUCGAUUGGUCACAUAAUUUCAACAACCAUCGGGGGCAAGAAUGGAGAACCUAAGCAGACUGUUAGUUAUAUGGCGGAGCGAGUUGUGGGGACUGGUUCGUUUGGAGUUGUGUUUCAGGCAAAAUGCAUUGAAACUGGAGAGUCUGUAGCUAUAAAGAAGGUUUUGCAAGACAGGAGAUACAAGAACCGUGAACUUCAGUUAAUGCGAACAAUGGAUCAUCCUAAUGUUGUCUCUCUAAAGCAUUGCUUCUUUUCAACGACGAGCAAAAAUGAACUUUUUCUUAAUUUAGUUAUGGAGUACGUACCAGAAACCAUGUUUCGCGUUCUGAAGCAUUGCAGUAACAUGAAGCAGAGAAUGCCACUCAUUUACGUGAAACUUUAUACCUAUCAAAUUUUGAGAGGGUUGGCUUACAUGCACUCUGUUGCCGGAGUGUGUCAUAGAGACUUGAAGCCUCAAAAUGUCCUGGUUGAUCCUGUAACUCAUCAGGUGAAAAUAUGCGAUUUUGGAAGUGCAAAAGUACUUGUGAGAGGUGAAGCAAACAUAUCUUACAUCUGCUCACGAUUUUAUCGGGCUCCUGAACUCAUUUUUGGUGCAACGGAGUACACUACUUCAAUCGACAUCUGGUCAGCAGGUUGUGUCCUUGCUGAGCUUCUUUUGGGCCAACCAUUGUUUCCUGGGGAGAAUGCUGUGGAUCAACUUGUGGAAAUCAUAAAGGUUCUUGGUACUCCAACACGGGAGGAAAUCCGUUGUAUGAAUCCAAACUAUACUGAUUUUAGGUUUCCACAAAUAAAGGCACACCCUUGGCACAAGGUUUUUCAAAAAUUGAUGCCUCCAGAAGCAAUAGACCUUGCCUCUAGGUUGCUGCAAUAUUCUCCAAAUUUGCGUCUCUCUGCACUUGAUGCGUGUUCUCAUCCUUUCUUUGAUGAGCUUCGUGAACCUAAUGCCCGAUUGCCAAAUGGUCGACCACUACCACCAUUGUUUAACUUCAAGCAGGAGCUGUCUGGCGCCUCUUCGGAUCUCAUAAACAAGCUUAUACCAGACCACGUGAAGAGACAAAUGGGUCUGCAGUUCUUUGCCUCGUAUGAAGGCACCACGUGAAUUGUACUUUCUGCUGCUGUUGUUGUACCGAGACUUAAAAUGUUUGUUGCUAAAGAACACAAAGGGUUCUGAAGCACCAACUGCCUAACUGAAGGUUUAGCCUGACCAGUACAGAUUGAGGCAACAAUAUCAGUCUGCUCUGCUUUGUACCCUUAUUAGAAGACCCAUGUUUCGAUCAUCCUUUUCAUGUCCAAGCAGAGCAUAUUGGAAAAAAGGUCCCUUUUUGUAUAUGUUUGUUAACCGACAAGAAACCCCGGCUCUGUAUCGAAUAUGAUUAGUUACCCUGUAUAAAUUAGUUAAAUGCUCUCAAGGAGCCACGACAUCCAAAUUCCUUCCUCUUUUGUUUUCACUUGCUUAUUGUUUUCUUUCCCGUCCAACAUUUGUCUUCUAUGUAUGUAUUGAUUAAUGUACGCGUGUAUUUUUGCUAUAUAUGUAUAUGGUGUUCCACGUCGUCAAUAUUUCUUGGCUAUUUAAGUGUUGGAAAUCUGUAGGUGAAAGACUGUAACUUGUGGGUAGAACUGAUAUAAUCUAUAAUUUUGCUGUUU
Messenger RNA from Erythranthe guttata (spotted monkey flower), 1979 nucleotides. RefSeq names its product shaggy-related protein kinase eta. Gene Ontology annotation, molecular function: protein serine/threonine kinase activity; ATP binding. The record is from RefSeq and is a predicted model, not a curated record. Gene Ontology annotation, cellular component: cytoplasm; nucleus. Gene Ontology annotation, biological process: cell differentiation; brassinosteroid mediated signaling pathway; peptidyl-threonine phosphorylation. Lineage: Eukaryota; Viridiplantae; Streptophyta; Magnoliopsida; Lamiales; Phrymaceae.